GGGGAAUUUAUAACCAUAUCCGGUCUACUGAUAAAUCUCGAACACGUGGUGCAUUUUAUGUAAUUGGUGGCGAGCGUGAGUUGAACGGUAACAUGGGAUUGGGACAUCUGCAGAAUUUAGCAGCUACAAUCUUUCAACCAUCGGUUAAUCCAGUUGCCAAAGCUACACAUACACUUCUCAAGGAAUUUCAUCUUAAAGGCAUUAAGAGAGUUGAAGUCAAAUUCGAUCCAUUUCAUCCUAACGUUAAGUCUAUACGUGAUUUUGUUUAUUAUUUAUCGGCACCAAGAAUACGUCAGAGCAACGUGAAAUGUGCUUUUAAAACUUCGGUUGUUAACGAUCGUUCGGAACCAACUGCAUUAGUUACCAUCGGCAGUAGAUAUCAACUGUCCUUCAGAACUUUUCUACUUAUAAAAAUUAAUAUAAUAAAAUUUUGGAAUGCAUACUGUAGUUAUAAUAAAACUGUGUUUGCCUGAUUCUGUGCAAUUACGUCUCCAUAGAGCCAAAACUUACUUGUUAGUGCUCAUAUAUCCAAAUUGUAAUAUAAAAGGAUAAAAAGCAAAUCACCAAUAAUAAAAUUUUAUUGGAUGUGUAAUUUUAUUUGUAAUUGACUUGAUUAUGCACUUUCUACAUUUUUUAUGACUGCAAAUUGCUUUUGUUAUCUAUUCUCACAUAUCUUGCUACCUAAAAAUAUGUGACAUAAUAGAUAUAACAUUUGAUUGUAGACAGAAGUAAAGUAUAUAUGCAUUUCAACCUACAAAUUUUAGAGUAGGUUACUGGAACUUUUAACAUGCAUAUAUUGUGAUUUUAAAUACACCAAAAUCCAACCCUUAGUUAUAAUUAAUAAUUUUUUUCAAUUUAUUUAAUUACUUAAAAUAUCAAAUAAUUCAUAAUAUAAACUUCUACAUUCAAAGAACAUCGGGAUGAAAUCAACACAUUGAACCCGUUACCGGUGUGGGUGAUAUGACGGAUAAAUAUCGCAAACGUUCGAAAACGUUUGCGAAACAUAAUGUUCUUCCUCAGAGAGACAUGGAUUCAAUUCUAUUUUAAAUAUUCAUAAUAUUCUUACACUUCCAAAUGUAAACAAUUUUAAAUUAGAAAAACAAUACCCAAAUACUGAUUAAUAUUAAUCCAAGAGCCACUACUUCACAAAACCAAUAAACCAGCAAUAAAAAAAAAAAGUGAAUAGCACAAUCUCCAAUCUAUGGAAAA
Messenger RNA from Centruroides sculpturatus (bark scorpion), 1209 nucleotides. RefSeq names its product 39S ribosomal protein L53, mitochondrial-like (gene mRpL53). The transcript is spliced from 4 exons. Lineage: Eukaryota; Metazoa; Arthropoda; Arachnida; Scorpiones; Buthidae. The coding region runs from base 93 to 473 and encodes 126 amino acids. Gene Ontology annotation, cellular component: mitochondrial large ribosomal subunit. The record is from RefSeq and is a predicted model, not a curated record.